This is a messenger RNA of Thamnophis sirtalis, 3783 nucleotides long. It is a transcript of the gene RYBP, whose product is annotated as RING1 and YY1 binding protein. Gene Ontology annotation, molecular function: transcription coregulator activity; DNA binding. NCBI's taxonomy places the organism in Eukaryota, Metazoa, Chordata, Lepidosauria, Squamata, Natricidae. Gene Ontology annotation, cellular component: nucleus. Gene Ontology annotation, biological process: positive regulation of DNA-templated transcription. The record is from RefSeq and is a predicted model, not a curated record.
GCGACUGACGGGCUUUGAAGGGGGUGCGCGUGUGUGAGGUGGAAGGGAGGGGGUGCUGCACGUUCCCCUUCCCUCGCGCCAGCGGUAGCCGAAGGCCGAGCUGCCCGGAUUGGCCGGGGAGGGCCGCGAGCUCCGCCCGCUGUAGCCGUGCUUGCCUAGCUUGGAGAGAGAGAGAGAGAGAGAGGGAGGGGAAGAAGAGCGGGGCUGCGCUCCCUGCGCUGCCUAGUCUGGAGCGGGAGCCUGGCAGCGGCAGGAGCGGCGGCGGCGGCGGCUGCUGAGGAGCCGCCGGAGCCUGCUGGUCGGAGGACUCAGCCCCGUUGCCUUCCGCUCCGGGUGCGCGAGGAGGCGAGGAGAGGGGGCCCCGUCUCCACCGAUCCAUGACCAUGGGCGACAAGAAGAGCCCGACCAGACCCAAAAGGCAAGCUAAACCUGUAGCUGAUGAAGGUUUUUGGGAUUGUAGUGUCUGCACCUUUAGAAACAGUGCUGAAGCCUUCAAAUGCAGCAUAUGUGAUGUCAGGAAAGGCACCUCUACAAGGAAACCUAGGAUAAAUUCUCAGCUUGUAGCACAACAAGUUGCUCAGCAAUAUGCUACACCACCACCUCCUAAAAAGGAGAAGAAAGAAAAGGUGGAAAAGCAAGAAGAGAAAAAAACAGACAAAGAAAAAGAAGUUAGUCAAAGUGUUAUAAAGAAGAAUACCAACAAGAAGACUAAGCCAAAGUCAGAUAUUGUGAAAGAUGCUCCUAGUGAAGCAAACAGUAUACAAUCUGGAAAUACAACAAAGACCAGUGACUCAAAUCACACCUCAAGACCCAGACUGAAAAAUGUGGACAGAAGUACCGCUCAGCAGCUGGCAGUCACAGUAGGGAAUGUCACAGUAAUUAUCACAGACUUUAAAGAAAAGACUCGUUCUUCCUCCACAUCUUCAUCCACAGUGACCUCCAGUGCUGGAUCUGAACAGCAAAAUCAGAGUAGUUCGGGCUCCGAGAGCACAGACAAGGGUUCAUCCCGCUCUUCUACGCCAAAGGGCGACAUAUCGGCAGUCAACGAUGAAUCUUUCUAAGAAUUGCACAUGGAAUUGUGGGAAACUUAUGAAAUCAGGGUAUGAAAUUCAAAUAUUCCACCUGUCCACCAGGACAACCUGAGAAAGCUGCCAGUGCCACCUCCUCUUCCUUUUCUCCUUGUGCUUCAACAUGCUUUUUGGAUAUCCUUCCCUUAAUUGAUGACACCUGGACGCUUUGGUUUCACUGUGGGCAUCUGGCUACCAAGGAAUUUCGCACCCUGAGAAUUACUUUCUGAUGUUUAUGUAUUCCAUUGUUUUAUAUGAUUUUCCUAACAAUCAUUUAUAGUUGGAUGUGCUCCUGACUCUACUUUUUUAUAAAUCUGCUGUGCACAGUUUUUCCAUGAAUCUUACCACCAAUUUUAUUUUUGUUUUGGGUGAGGGAAUGUGAUGUAUGGGUAAGGGCGGGCUUAUAGGAGGCUUUUUAUUUAUUGUAUUCACAAACUUCAUUCUCUCUUGUUUGUUCAGCAUAUUUUUUGAGUUCAAAUCUCCCUCUUCCAGUUAUACUGUGUACUAUCAGUUUUGAUAUAAAUUAUAUAUAUAUAAAUAUAUAAAUAUAUAUAUAAAUAAAGUAUAUAUAGGGUUAUUUGAAACCAAUACAUGGAAACGCUGGUGCUUGAAACACUGUGAAGCUAAGCAAUUUAAGAUCUGGGACAGCGAGUGCCGUUUGGCAAGUGCUGAAACCCAACUGGAACCAGUCUUAGAUCAACAAAGUGUUCCCAGAGGUUCUAACAGAAACAGGACCUGGUUUUUCUCUUGUGCUUUGGCUGAAGAGUACUGGACAAAAAUAGAUAUCUAUUUUCUUAUUUUCUGUUCUUUUUGAAAUCUAAAAGGUGCUCCAAGUCAUUGCAUUUCCAGUUAAAGUAUCGGAAAACAAUAAAUUUCUAGCCCUUUCCUACCUGUGUACCAAUUUUAAAAACAAUGAACAACUCCAAUUUCAAAAUGCUUAGUAUUAAUGUCCCUGAUGACUGCACAUUAACACUGCCUAUUUUGAAUAACAAAUCUCAUUCUCUUAUUGUCCAGAUUUAUAUUGGUGAUGGGAAAAGAUUUUUGAAUAUCAGUGGGGAAAUGUCAGACAGCUUUUAUAAUAGAAGGCAGUCCAAGGCCUUAAUAAAUAAGUGCUCCCCUUAUAAUAACAUGAACCGAGAUCUAUUGUCACAUGAAUUGUUUUCAGUUCAAAUCUUCUAUAUGUGACUCUGCUUUAUUGUUAGUAAUUUAAUUCAUUUAAUUCCAUUUCCUUAGGAUUAUCAGUGCUUAGACAUGUCUCUCUACCAUAACUUGGUCUGAGAGCAAAAGUUGUAAAGACAUUUUUGUACUAAUAAGGGAGCAUCAGAAUGGCAAAUAACUUCAAUUUUUGUUUCGAAAACUAUUCUGAGAUUGUUUACUUACAGAUCCAAACUCUAUUGCAGUUUUAUCUAGCUGGUUUUUCUGCUUAAAACACUAGAAAGAAGAUGGAACACUUAAAAAAAAUCUUCAAACUCUUAUUGUGUGCUUUUUAGGUGACCCAGAGUGCUUUGCUAUACUUUCAGUAACCAUUUUUUAGUUUUGUCACAAUGAUUUCCAUGUAGGUUUUCUCAAGGGCCACUCAGCAGAACUUGGUGCUAGACAAUUACUGUACUCAUUUCUUGUUUGAAUAAUAUAAAUUAUUUCUGUUCUAGAGAGGCAUGAAAUGGUUAUGUUUUAUCAGUUUAAAGCCACAAACACAAACUUAUUUUAUAUCAGUCUGAAAAUUUUAACCUAUGCUUAACUGAAUAAAGUAAUUCUGCUCAAAGAGGUAGAGUAGCAGAGCAGUGCCUUUGCAGCUGCAUCUAUUUUGAUGAGUUUCUCAUUCAGUUGUUCUUAUAUCCUUUUUUUUUUGAAAACUUAUUUUUAAAGUAUUUAUUGAAAAAUAAAAAAGAACCAAAGGAAAAACAGAUGUUUCUUAAGCUCUGAUAAUACAAUAUUAUCGUAGUUUUUAAUAGUCCACAUCAAUCCACAUUUUAACAUUGGUAAACAUUCCUUUUACAAGUUUGACUAUUCCUUUAAAGGAUCUCAGGGAGGGUAAAUUGGUCAGCCAUAAUUUAUUUUUGGAGAAAAAAAAAUAAUUUUUAGAGAUGUUUUCAACUUAGUCCCAGAUAUGUGUGAUUUGCACAGAUUUUUUAAAAAAGAAACUUACAUCUAAAUUAAUUAGGCUUGUAUGCAUUUAGCUCCUUCCCAGCAAAGACCCAAUCUCUGAGCAUGUCUGCUGGAAGUUCACCAGUAUAUACAAAUGGUGUGCUUCCCUCUGUGGCUUGCUAGAAUACGGCCUUGGUUGAAGUCGGGGGAGAGCAGUGUGCGUGUUUAAGAAAACCAGUUACAGCAGAUACCACCCUCCAAUCAUUGCUGCUCCAUUCAUUUCCAAGGUGGCUUCUCAUAGGCUGUCAUUCCAGUGGGUAAGCAGCAGGGGUUAAUGGGUUCUUCCUUAUGAAACCUGUCCCUUAGGUUAGGGAAUAAAAGCUUUAACCAUAAUGAGCUGCUCAUUGGCUUACCAAUUCAGUGAAAUCCUCUUUGGGUUUUCUUUUUCCUUUUUUCCCCUAUGUGUGCCUCUGUGCUAUAUUAUCUUGUUAGAAUAAAGUAUGCAAAUCCAUCUUUGGCACAAGUGGAGUGAUUGAAACUGCAUUUGGCUGAAAUUGUCAGCUAAGCAUUCAAAUUUUCUUGGGCCACAUUUUUUACCAUUGUGUUGUAACCAAGAAAACACCUUUUUUUU